AUGACGUCCAAUGAACCUGUUGAAAACAUUAAAGCAUUACUUGAUCGUGAAAAUGCAAAAGAUCCAAAUAUUCAUAUUACUUAUACCAUUCAUGACUCUGUUGAAUUUCUUGAUGUCUUAAUUGAAAAUAAUCAAGCACAAUUAAAAACAUCAGUUUUUCGUAAACCAGCUGCCGACCCAUACAUUUUACCGUAUACGUCGGAUCAUCCACGUCAUAUUCAUUCCAAUACAAUCCAUACAGCAUUACUUCGAGCUAUUCGACUUUGUUCAGAUGUACAAACAUUUGACCAAGAACGAUUAAAUAUUGAAAUAGCCCUACUCUUAAAUGGUUAUCCACUAAAUUUUAUCAAACGUCAUUUAAAACAAUUCUUUAGAAAUCAUAAUGCUAUGUCCAUCUAUCAAGAUAUACAUGAAGAAACCUAUAAGAAACUACAUCUACAACUACUUGAUGAAUCAUUAACUCAUCAUAUAGGAUCAAAUCAACCAGAACAACAACAACAAUAUGCACAAACCAACCGACAAUGUCAAACAACCACAUCGAAAAAACAACCAUACAUCAUUAUACAUUACCAAUAUGAAAGCGGUCCGUUACCACCUGAUGAAGUCCCGCCAAGACAGAAACAGCGUUGUCGUGGAACGGCGAUUUAUUUUAAAACAUACAUGUUUGAUCCUUUUGUGUGUGAAUCAUGUAUUUACGGAUGGUAUUAUACCGCCAGUAUGCUUCAAUCACGAUAUGCUCACACAUCCUCCGUAUUACAAAAUGGAUACGUUUUGAUCGCUGGCGGAUACGACGACUAUUGGAGUUAUGAUCUAAAUAAUGCUGAGUUAUAUGAUUCUGUAGGUGGAAGUCGGGCGCCCACUAGUAACAUGAAUAAUGCACGACAUUCUCACACAGCAUCUGUAUUAACAAGUGGAAACGUGUUGGUUGCUGGUGGUGGUACUGGUUAUAGUGGUGUUCUAAAUAGUGCUGAGUUAUAUCAUCCAACAACAGGAACUUGGACAAUCACUGGUAACAUGAAUAAUGCACGACGUUGUCAUGUAGCGUCCGUAUUGACAAAUGGAAAUGUGUUAGUUACUGGUGGCUAUCGCCCUAGUAAUAGUAUAAAUAGUGCUGAAUUAUAUGAUCCAUCAACAGGUACUUGGACAAUCACUGCUAACAUGAAAAAUCCACGAUAUUAUCAUACAGCAUCCGUAUUAGCCAAUGGAAAGGUGUUGGUUACUGGUGGAUUCGGUACUAGUAGUUCCUUAAAUACUGCUGAAUUAUAUAAUCCAUCAACAUUUGCUUGGACAAUCACUGCUAACAUGACUAAUGCACGACAUUAUCACACAGCAACCGUAUUAGCAAAUGGAAAGGUACUGGUUACUGGUGGAUACGGUACUAGUGCAGCUCUAAAUAGUGCUGAAUUAUAUGAUCCAUUAACAGGAACUUGGACAAUCACUUCUAACAUGAAUAAUCCACGGUAUAAUCACAUAGCAUUCUUAUUAACAAAUGGAAAGGUGUUGGUUAGUGGUGGCCUUGGUCUAGGUGGUGGUGCUUCAAACAGUGCUGAGUUAUAUGAUCCAUUAACAGGAACUUGGACAGUCACUGCUAACAUGAAUAGUGCACGGAUUGAUUACGCAGCAUCUGUAUUGACCAAUGGAAGAGUGUUAGCGACUGGCGGUUUUAGUAGUAGUGGUACUUUAAAUACUGCAGAAGUAUAUUAUCCAGGAUAA
Rotaria sp. Silwood1 is the source of this 1713-nucleotide messenger RNA. The record is from the annotation of a GenBank genome assembly. NCBI's taxonomy places the organism in Eukaryota, Metazoa, Rotifera, Eurotatoria, Philodinida, Philodinidae.